Molecule: messenger RNA, 10103 nt
Organism: Spirometra erinaceieuropaei
Lineage: Eukaryota; Metazoa; Platyhelminthes; Cestoda; Diphyllobothriidea; Diphyllobothriidae
Source: the annotation of a GenBank genome assembly
AUGAUUCGGUCUCGCAUACCGGCUACUUACCAAGGCCAUAUUGUUCAUCCCGCAAAUUGUCCGUACGUGACUCGCCCCAGUCAUCAAUCUCCUAACCUGGUCCAGGCUUCUCAUCAACACUCAAGGCCGACUGCUCUCGUGUAAGUCCGAUUAUCUCCUUUGAUUUCCAAUCUACACCUUGUUUCCUACCCUCUAAUUCUUAUAGCUGCCUCCCCCCCACUAGAAUCUACCUUCCUUCUGUGCUCCCUCCUCCUCCUCCUCCUCCUCCUCCACAAAUGAACUACAAGCAAGCCUAUCCCCGUUCCAAUUCCCUUACCAUCCCACUGUCCGAAAACGAUAUCCCCACAUCUCUUGAGUAUCCUGCCCAGCCUUCUCUCGCUGAUUCCCUGUACGUCGAGAAUUCUAGACUCCUGGGAACUUAUCCCCAAAAUAACAUUAGUUCAUGGUUUACAUGCCCACCUCGAAAUUUUUUCCAAAAUACCGUCAACGGUAGGCUUGCUGUUUAAAACACAUUAGAUAUUAUAUUAUUGAAUUCCAAGUCUGUUAUAAACAACAUGGCCCGAAUCAAAGCCAUUGCUCUCAAAAUGACGCCUGAUAUUAUAUGCGUACCAGAAGCUUGGACCCGUUCUUUUAUUCCUAACUCUGCCCUUUUUACAGAUGACUCCAAUGUUUACUGUUGAGACCACACGGCUAGACGUGUGGACGGUUGUCUUCUUUAACUUAGAUCCUACUUGAAAAACUUUCCCUAGUACUUGAAGGUCUCCUCGUUCACCGGGGCUGCUGCCUUGCUUUGAUGGGACCCCGACAGGUCCUUAAUAAAAAUUAUCUAUCUAUCUAUCUGUUAUUCCCUCGCAGCAGAGAAACGCAAUUAUUGUCUGUAUCUACAAUCCCCAAACUCUUCAGCUAGUGAUAAUUCACAAAUCUGGGAAAUCUUUAAAUCAAUUUCGGAAGCUGCUUUCAAUGUUAAAAUAAUCAGUGGGGAUUUAAACCUUCCUGAAAUAGACUGGGUUUGCAAUAUCUGUCCACCUGGAUUCCAUCCAUUCCAAGAUAUUGUAAAUUUUUUUAACUGGUCCCAUCUGGUGCGCUCAUCAACAAAAGAUAAUAACAUUUUACAUCUAGCAUUUAUCGAUGAAAUUGCCUCUCUUUUUGUUGCUUUCUAAAAGGACCUCUUUAAUAGUGGCCACGUAUUAAUUCAAUGUUGCCUUUUCAGAAAAGACCGGCACAGCUCGGACCUUUCUAAACUACGAUUGCAUGGAUAACGAGUUAAUAAAAAACUAUCUUGGAUCAGUGGGUUGACGUGGUUUACUAUCCUGUAGUAAUGCAAUCAUCCUUCGUGACGUCAUGUCCAGUGCUAUAAAAGACAUCUUAGAUUCUGUGUCCCGUAGAUAUCUGAAGUCUAAUUCCUCGGAUUCCCUAGUCCCUCAUGUUCUUUGUUCGGAUUUAAAAGUUGAGACGGCAGCUAUGCGACCUAUUCACUAAUUCUUUAUCCGUUCAUCUAAAAAUCACAGAGAUUUUUAAAACGGACUCAAGGAUGCGCCAAGCGCCCGACAGGCAAAGAGAAUCGCUUGCUGUCAGUGAUCCGAACCUUGCCAAAUCCGUAGUUAAAAUCUUCCGUAAUUGGUCAUCCUCUAAGCGUGGUCACGAAAUUCCACACCUCCUAAACGAUAACAAAAUCUUCCUCAUCGAUUAUUCUGAGAAGGCGGUAUUGUUUAGUGCUAUUUUUGCAAAACAACUUAUUACGGAGUCCGAACCAGUCCCUUUCUUUCGCCUUCAGAUAGGACACUCAGCACGAUCGAUGUCCCUUCAAUUCUUAUUAAGAAGCAAGUAAGUUGUUUGAAAAACUCACAGGGCUCAGGAACGAACGGGAUCUCAAAUUCGAUUAUUAAAUGUCCAUCUGACCUUCCCAUACUGCUCAGUCAUUUAUUCGCGGUUGAUAUGUCGAGCGGAUUUUUCCCGAAACAUGGAAGGCGUCAAGUAUCAUUCCUGUUUUCAAGCCUGGGUCUCGAUUAGAGGCUAAUAAAUAUCGGGCUUGAACAAAACAUUGUCUCUGGUAAGACGUCUUGAAAGGAUAAUUUUCAAUGAAUUUCUUGACUUCUAUCUAACUAUCACCUUCUGAGCUCUACUCAACAUACAUUUUUACCUGAACGGUCCUGUAAAACUUGUCGUUUGGUAGUUUUUGAUGUAAUUACCUCUAUUUGUAAUAAAACGUUAAUGGUAGAUAGAUACUUUGAUAUUAGUUAAUCCUUGAACAAAGAGCCACAUAGACGUCUUUUCGUAAAAUUGGGAGCUCCCGGCAUCCGGCCUCCUCUACUCGACCUCACCGGGUCCUACCUAUCGCAGUCGCAGUGCCAGAAAUGCUGUUGAGACUACUGGUCCCGUGCUUGACUCCAUACUGUUCCCGACAGCUGUCGUGGAAAGGGACCUGACAAAUCUCAAGGAAUCAAAGUCCUCGGGUCCGGACAAUAUACCGGCCAAAUUCUUCAAAGAACUGGCGAAUGAACUAUAGAAACCACUUGCACACAUCUUCCGCUCGUCAUUCGAAUUAGGAAGGCUGCCAUUGGAAUAGAAGACAGAAAAUAUCUUUCCGAUAUACAAGGGCGGGGCUCGCACUAAUGCCAACAGUUACCGGCCUGUCAGUCUAACCUGUAUCUGCUGUAAAGUAGAUAGAUAGAUAAUUUUUUAUUAAAGACCCGUCGGGGUCCCAUCAAAGAAAGUUAAAAUAAAUUUACAUGCGAGUUUUAGACGAGGUAGGCCGAAUCUUUACAAAAUGCAAUUCAUCGUUUCUGAAUUAGUAGUCCAUUGAGAAACAUGAUGAUUGAGGGGUGAAAAAAAAUUCCUUACAAAAAGUUAAAAAUGAUUGAAUUAAUUUUACAGGAGAAAAAAACCAUAAAUAAAAAUAAUGACAGAAAAAAGCCAGCAGGACUGGCCUGUGGAUGGCGGUGUAUAACGGAAUGUCGUCGGUCAUCGUCAGGGUAGCAAUAUAUCUCAGCCUUGAGGGGUACGAAUGUGGGUCAGACAGGACUGGCUUGCAUGUGACAUUGUAUACGUGAUUCACAUUUGAGAUCGUCUGGGCCGGAUUGAUACGCCGAAUGAGAUUAUUCGCGUCAAAGAGGCCAGACGAGAGGAACCCAGAUGCGAUCGGCCACAGCACGCUUCGAGCUUAGCCGAGCAGUGGGGAAGGGAGGUACGACCAAACUACUAGUAGACGGCGAAUACUGAGGGUUCCGCCCUGAGCGUCGACAGACCACAUGAGGUCGAAAUGCGGGAGAUGACAUCAAAAACCGCGAAAAUUGUCGCUAUGGGGGAGGAGUGAUAGCAGUGGAUUUAGAAACCAAUUCAAAACAGGGGUUUCUAAUAAUAUAAUUAAGAGUUACCACUUAAUCUACCACAAAAUCCCAGGAGGACCCUUCUCGAAGUCAAGAAUCUGAGUGUUCGGGAAUGAGACCGUUAACAGUGCCUUUAUGCUUUCCGGUGUAAGAUGUUUGUGUAAUAUCGACAUGAAUACCGGUAACUUAGGCGAUAAUCUAAUUUUAGGCGGAAGAUUAUUCCAAAGGAAGGCAUAUUUGGAAGCAAAUAAGAGGGAGCGCUUAGAUGUAGUACAAAGAGGCGGCGGAAUCACCAUGCAGGAGUUGCGCGCGUCAUAAGACUGAUCUCUCUGAGUGAGAGUGUCAAUGAGCGAAAGACUGGGGCUAGAGUUGAUGCGAAAAAGGAAGCAAAGGCGAGCUUCCAGUUUUCUAACCCAAAAAACUUAAUGUUCGCCGGCUCACGUCUCUGAGUACAAGAAAUACUGGACGAAGCUUCAGAGAACAGUUUGCGGGUGAAAACAUUCUGAACGUUUUCGAUUUUAUUACGGUCGCAGGCGUUCAUUAAACCGAAGAAAGGACAGAAAGUAAUGGAGGCCAUAGUUAAGAAAGCAACAAUGAAGUUCCUGGAACAAGACCAUUUACUCUCAGACCUGCAGCACGGCUUCAGACAGAACCGCUCGUGCCUUUCCAGUUUAUUGCUCUCGACGGAGCAGUGGACUCGCGCACUGGACGAGGAUGGUAGGGUCGAUGUCAUCUACAUAGACUUUAAGAAGGCGUUCGACAGCGUCCCACACAAACGCCUAAUCUACAAACCUUCUGAAAUUGGAAUAAGAGGAAGGCUGCUGACAUGGAUAAAAGAUUUUCUUACCGGGAGAUCGCAAACCGUGUGCAUUGAGGCCUCACGGUCAACUCCUAUCCCCGUUCUAAGUGGUGUACCCCAGGGCUCCGUGUUGGGUCGUUGCUAUUCCUGGUUUAAAUUAACGACUGCAUCGACGACCUGGGAUGCAGCGCCAUCAUGCUCGCUGACGAUGUUGAGCUGUGGAGACCCAUCAGAUCUGACGCAGACAGGUACGCGCUUCAAGACAGUCUCAACCGCCUAAACAGUUGGUCAGCUCGUUGGCUCCUCAAUUUUAAUGUGGACAAAUGUGUGGCCCUGAGACUCCGCACCAGACGGAUCAGUAAGGAGGACGAUUCCUUUCAUACGUCCUUGGUGGUCAGUCCCUUUCAAAUGUUGUGGAAGAGAAAGACCUGGACGUCCUAAUGACCUCCUUACUGAAACCAUCAUCACAGUGUUAAAGGGCAGCCAAAAGUGCAAUAAGGGUGUUAUUUGCGCUAAGGCGAGGAUUUGUGCAGAUCGAUAAAGGGCUCUUCGGGAAAACCUAUGGGGCAUUCGUCCGGUCUCACUUAGAGUAUGCAGUCCAGGCCUGGGGACCGUGGUUAAAGAAAGAUUAUCAACGACUGGAAAGAGUACAGGCGAUGGCUACGAAGAUGGUCAAGAAUCUUCAUCAUUUGCCUUACGAAACCAGGCUGAUCGAACUAAAUCUGUUUCCUCUAAAUUACAGGCAACUGCGCGAUGAUCUCAUUUAAACCUGGUGCAACCUGGUGAGCCCAACUGAGCACGACGGAAUUAUUCUGCAGUCCAACUGUGACAAUUUCGACUUGGUUACCAUUCCACAGUUACCGUCUGUGAAAUUGAUACUGGAACCGUACGUACAGAAUUGCUUUGUUCAUUUUUGGAAUAUCUUUUCAUGCAUCGAAAUUCGCACCAAACCUGGAUUAAGUGCAAUUUCUUUAUCAGCACAGUCUCACUGACAUCGCAACUGGCUACGCAACCAAAUCGCGGAUAUACGGCCUAGAAAACCAAUCGCUCAAAAUCCUUCAAGGUUUGCAGUUAUUCAAGUCCCACGAGAUCUGGAAAGGGCUAAAUCGCUUCUGAUUAAAUUCGACAAAAUUUAUCGGAUUUUCAGUAUUUUUUCGCUUAUUGAGUUUUGAAUAUUCACUUAAAUUCAUCAUAUUUAAGCCGACGUAUUCGUUAUAACAUCGAAAGCGAAAUUAUACCUAUUAUAUCACGUCGAAGUUUAUGGAUUCUCAGCAAGAUAACUGUAGUAGUACGGCCAGCGACGGCAACUCUUUGGAAAAUAAGUCCGGUGAGUUGUCCUUCGCAUCCGGAACCUGUGCUCGCUCUACCUUCGCCUCCAGCCAGCGACCAGCAAAGCGUGCAAAAAGCGUAAGUACCGCAAAAAUUGUGAGGUACGAAGACGAGCCUUGUGGUGGGUGUGCAGAUAUCCAAAUCAAAGUAGAACAACUCAAAAAGGAGAUUGCUGAUUUAAGGACGCUCGUGAAACAGACCCUAGUCGGCCAGAACGUGUCCAGUGUUAGAAUCCCAAAAACGAUGUGCAAAACGCAAAAAAACGCGAAAAUAUAUCCUCUGGGGAAUCUUCAAACACGAGUAGCAACUCAACAGCCAAAACCGCAGAUACCGGUAACAGCAGGACAAUGAAAACGAAGCCGCCGAUAAAGGCAGACUCGAUUCCCACGCAAGAUGUCUUAAGCGAUGUCGCAAAAAAAUUACCUGGCGCGGAAGCCAUCUCACCUAAGCCUCUUGCUGUAAGUGAUGGGAUUUCUCUUCUGCAUGGAGACGAUAUACCUGGGUCAUCCAGUCUACUGUUGCCCUCUUGUUCUGGCAACCACCCCAACCGCACUACAGAGCACGUAUCUGAAUGCGAAGACAUAAACCCGUGGGUAGAUUAGAGAGGGACACGACAUGACAGGAUUCUGAAGUCACAGCCAGCCCUGAUGGGUUGCUCGGGACAGUCGGCAGACAGUAAAAAUGUGCGUCCAAGCGAUGACUCCGUAAAUCGUCUUUGCCCACAUGCAGCGCAUUCACCGGAAAGACAGAGUAAGGAGGACCAUGCUCGCCAGCAGUGUCUGGUUAUUCAGGGUUUGUCAGAAUCGAAUGCAGUCAGACCUGAAGAUCGUGUCUCAAAGGACCUUGCUUCUUUUCAUGGACUCCAAAAUCAUUUACUCCCGCCAGACAUGAAGAUAAAGGUUCUGAAAGCAUUCCGGAUAGGAAAAAGGAGUGAAGACCGGACAGCAGCACAACCACCUCGCCCUCUCAAAAUUAUGCUGGAGAACAAAGAGCAAUUCAAGUUUAUCAAGUUAAAAAAACCGAUCUCAGAAACACACACAAACAGGUUUUUUUUUCAACCGGACUAUUCACCAGCAGAACUGUUGAAACGCCGGGAACUUGUCUUGGAGUUAAAAUCAAGACUGAAGGGUGGCGAACACAAUCUGGCUAUCUUCAAGGGGAAGGUAGUUCGGAAAUAUAUGCCGUUUCAGUGGAACCAGCCUGUAAUACUACGAACGACGACAGCUACUCAGCUAAAACAGACACCUUCGUUGAACCACCUGAUCAAGGCGCCAACACAAGUGAGCCCGUAGCGUCCAGUGAUCUGACUGAAACAAGGCAUAUAAAUGGAACCAAUCAGGUAACGGAAGAGCCUAGAGAACACGACGUCAACGAUAACGGAGGAAUGCUCACAGCAGUAACAAAUGCAACGGGAAAUUCGGCCGGUGCAAAACUGAGGUGCUUGUUCACGAAACCAGUGACCAAAAAAGCGAUAUGCGGACGUGCUUCAGAGUGCUGAGGAGUGAUUGGUCGAACAUUUUCUCGAGAGCUGCGGCGGCUUCUGGGACCUUUCUAGAGUUUUACUUUUGCGAAAUUAUUUUUGAUGAUACCCCCAGCCACUAAGAGACCCGGAGUAUGUCAUUAAGAGAGUCGACUAAGUGAGAAGUUAGCAUAUGGUUAUGAACUUUGAGUCUCACGCAACUCGCUCAACUUUUACUUGGUUAUUAAGUUUAUUAGUUAGUUUAUUUAGCUAGUUAAUUGUUAGUCAGUUAGUUUAGUUAGGCAGUUUGUCAGUUAGUCUAGUUAGUUGGUCGGGGUGUAGGGGUGUCAGCGGUGGGUGGUGGUCGCUCACUUGCUUGCAGGUGAGACUGCGCCUAGCGUCCACUUGCUGGCACUCAACUCUCACAUGUGGCUCCACGUAGCUGGACUCUGCUCAGCGGUCACACCCCGGACAACCGUCUCAACCGGCGGGCUAAAUUAGGUGAGGGGGCCAUGUGCGCUGUGCCGUGUGCACAGGGUUUGCGGAUUCCGCUGGAUGGAAACUCGGAUGGAACCUUGCGUCGGCACCGUCGUGACGUGGUUCGUCUCUGCACGCCGCUGGACAGCCGGUGACGGGACGGAUCUCCACAUCGACAUCGCCUUGACGCGCCCACCUACGCCGUCGGAGACCGCGGCUGACGGCGAAUUCGAGUCGCUCUCCACUACAACCCGAAGUCGUGGCCCCAUAGUGGAGUUCGGCCGUGCCACAAUGGCACAUGGCAGCCCUAUUCAGGGAUGGCACUGCCAGUCCCCACGAGCGGAAGGGCCUAGAAAAGAUGGCCUAAACAUUGCUGGGUACCACGCCGUCUAAAGGCUAGCCAGGGCCGCAGACGUCUUAUCAUGGUCGAAACAAUCAAAAUCGAAACAACAACAAUACCAAUAACAACAACAACCAUACUCAUUCUCCUCAUCCUACCUCUUCCUCCUCUUCCUCUGCCUAUUCUUCUCCUUCGUCACCUUCUUCUCCAUCUCCUUCCCUUCGUCCCACUCGUUGUCACCAGACUGGCAGGGUUAGCCCGCUCAUUCUGGCAGCCUGGAAUGUUCGUUCCCUUUUAGACAAUCCGAGGAUCAACCGACCGGAACGGGGGACGGCGCUAAUGGCACGAGAACUGGCGCACUACAAGGUGGACAUCGCCGCACUCGGCAAGACUCCAUUCUCCGAACAAGGCCAACUGGAGGAGGUGGGUGCCGGCUACACCUUCUUCUGAAGCGGUCGACCCAGGGCAGAGCGACGGGACGCGGGUGUCGCCUUCGCCAUUCGGAACGACAUCGUGGGACGACUGCCCUGUUUGCCGCAGGGCAUCAACGAUCGCCUGAUGAGACUCCGCCUGCCUCUCUGGGGAGGCAAAUUCGCCACCAUCAUCAGCGCCUACGCUCCGACGAUGACCAACCCCGACGCCGUCAGAGACAAAUUCUACGAGGGCCUACACGCCCUCUUGGCGACUGUGUCGAAGGCGGACAAGUUAAUUGUCCUUGGUGACUUCAACGUCCGCGUCGGCACAGACCAUACUGCCUGGAGCGGAGUGCUGGGUCCCCACGGUCUUCGCGGCUCAAACGACAAUGGUCUGCUGCUUCUCCGCACCUGCGCAGAACACCAGCUCAUCCUGACGAACACCUUUUUCUGUCUGCCAGAGCGAGAGAAGGCCACCUGGAGGCAUCCUCGGUCGCGCCAGUGGCACCUGCUGGACUAUGUCCUCGUCCGGAGGCGAGAUCAGCGGGACGUGCUGGUGACGAAAGCGAUCGCGGGCGCUGACGGGUGGACCGACCAUCGCCUCGUCAUCUCGAAGAUGCGUAUUCGCCUGCAGCCUCGCAGGAGACCACAAGGUAAGCGACCCCCAGGUAAGCUGAAUGUUGCCUUGUUGUCUUUGCCCGCUCACCAUCUUCAUUUCAGCAAUGAGCUAGCUCAAAGGCUAGACAACUUUCCUAUCGCUGCCGACGCCGCCGCUGCCGAGAAAGCCUCCGUGGAGAACCGCUGGUGUUAACUGCGAGACACGGUCCAGUCGACGGCGCUCGCCGUCCUCGGUCGCGCUCGCCGCCAACACCAGGACUGGUUCGACGACAACGACGCUGAGCACGAUGCUGAAGAUGUACAAGGCCGUCAUCCUGACUACACUAUUGUAUGGAGCGGAGACUUGGACGGCGUAUGCAAAGCAGGCACGUCGUCUGAACCACUUCCACCCCAGUUGUCUUCGUCGCAUCCUGAGGCUAAAGUGGCAGGAUCGAAUCUCCGACUCUGAUGUGCUGGAACGGACGGGAAUCCUCAGCAUUUACGCCAUACUGAGGCAAAUUCAGCUGUGCUGGAGCGGCCACCUGGUGCGCAUGGACGACAAGCGACUACCCAAACGACUCUUCUACGGAGACGUCGCGACGGGUUCUCGCCGUCAAUGAGGCCAGAUUCGCCGUGACAAGGAUACCCUGAAUUCUCCCUGAAAUGCCUGCAAAUCAACCCCACCAACUGGGAGGAGCUCGCACUCGAUGAACCGACCUGGAGGAGGACAGUGAAGACAGGCGCUGCGAUCUACGAUGCCGACCGCAUCGCUGCCGCCAAAGCCAAACGUGAAGCCCGCAAAUCACAACUUCGCCAAGUAAGUAACGCCGCCGCACAACUGCUUCCAACGGGUCCUCGAUGUCAACGGACAUUCCGGGCUCGAAUCGGACUUGUUGGACAUCUUUGGAUUAACUGCGCCUUUCGAACGGCACCAACCAUCGUCCCCCCGCCUGUCUCUUCCUCCUCCUCCUCUCCACCGCCAACUAACCCUGACAAUUCUUCUGACCCACCACUUCCAUCAUCCUCCUUCUCAUCCUCCUCCUCCUCCUUCUCCUCGCCCAGUGCUCCAACGGCGGCCGCUCAGGCGACUGUGCCGCGCACAGCAACCGACACUACCACCACCUCCCCCGACUCCAGGGAUGAGGAUCAGGACUACACCUGCCCUCACUGCGACCGUACCUUCACCUCACACAUAGGCCUGGUCAGUCACUUACGAAUCCAUCGCACUGAGAUUGGCGAACCAGUGCGUGAAGCACCAACCUACACCCACCGCACUCGCCUCUACUGCCCACACUGCCCUCGCACCUUCAGGCAUCGCAUGGGCCUUUUCGGCCACAUGCGCAUCCACGACGACCUGCGGUAG